Kluyveromyces lactis is the source of this 1959-nucleotide messenger RNA. It is a transcript of the gene RIM20, whose product is annotated as Rim20p. The transcript has a single exon. Gene Ontology annotation, cellular component: endosome. Gene Ontology annotation, molecular function: protein binding. The record is from RefSeq and is a predicted model, not a curated record. Lineage: Eukaryota; Fungi; Ascomycota; Saccharomycetes; Saccharomycetales; Saccharomycetaceae. Bases 1 to 1959 code for a protein of 652 amino acids.
AUGAAUGAUAUAUUUGCUAUACCGUUUAAGCGCGCCCUUCAAAUUAAUUUGAAAGAUGCGUUUACCGUUGUAAUAAACAACACUUUUUACCAAACAGCGGCAUCGGUAGAGGCUGAUUUAACCCAACUUGACAAAUAUAGGGAUGUUUUAUUCCAUCUGGACGUUUGCCAAGCUGACUUAAAUAUGUUGAAACAAUACUAUAUGGCUCUCAAAGCUAUUGCUGUCAAGCUUCCCGAUGACCAGGUAGAAUUCACCUGGUUUAAUACACUCGGAUUAAAGUCUUCGGGUAUGACACGAAACAGUCUCCGGUUUGAAACAUUUAAUGUGUUAUACAAUAUUGGGGCUAUGUAUUCUUCACUUGCAGUUGAGCAGCGGUUAGAAAGCACAGAAGGUCUGAAGGAAAGCUGCCGUCUUUUUAAACUAUCUGCGGGUUGUUUUAAAUUUAUCUAUGAGCAUGAAGUCAGUAACAACUUCAAAUUCUUCGAUGAAUACACUCUGAAUGCUCUCGUUUCUAUGAUGUUAGCACAAGCGCAGCAAAUGGUUUGGAAAAAGGCAUGCUUUGAUGAUAUAGAAAGACACUCCAUUCUUUCGCGAUUGGCCUUGCAAGUAGCUUUAUUUUAUCAAACCGCUUCGAAGAAUUCAAAUUGUAGUCCUUAUAUCAGGACUGAUUGGGUAAAAAGUCUAACCUCAAAGUCCCACUAUUUCAUGGCAAUAGCAUACUACAGAUCUGGAUUGCAUCAGGUACAGAAACAAAAUUAUGCUCAAGGUAUAUGUGAUUUUCAAUAUGCAUUGACAUGGAUUAACAAACUUUCUUUGGAUGAUGAACUUACCGAAUGGAGAGGAGAAGUGCAAGCGUUACUUGAAUCGGCAGAGAGAGAUAAUGACCUUAUUUAUUUACAGGCAUCAGUGCAAAAUCCCUCCAAAGUAAAACCAGUUAUGAUGGUGCAAGCGGAUCUUUUCGAUGAGAUUGAGAAAAAAGAUGGCAAUAUAUUCAAGAACUUAUUGCCGAUUGAUGUAUUGGAAUCUUGUAACGCUUUCAAUGAGAGGGUGGAGACAUACGUAAAAGAGCAUAUCUCGAAUCCCCUUGAAUCAAUGAACAAACUUUUGAUCUCGAAUACACCGCAAUAUAUGGACUUUAAAUCAUAUUACAUAUCAGAGCAGGAAUGGAAUUCAUACAGCGACUCAUUGCAAGACCUUGAACAAUUGCGAGCAUAUGUUGCAGGUGAAUUGAAAUUAUCUGAGUCUAUUUUACAGAAGGACAUCCAAGAAAAUGAGCAAAUGAUUCGAGAACAUGGCCUGCUGCGGUGGAAGAUUCCUUCUAAAGAUAAGAAAAUCGAGAGUCUGUUGGCAGACUUAACCAAUAUCCGUAAUUAUAUUGAAAAUGGUAUGAAAGUAGAUACAGAGACAGCGUCUCUUUUCAAGACUUUGGAUCAUGAUUUGGUAACCAACGUCAGUCAACCACCUGAAUCUAGUGACCCUAUUAUGAAAGAAGCAUCCUUGAUAUUGCAAGGAAGAAAGAAUCACAUACUAGCGGCAGAACGCAAGAUAAUUGAAAACCGUCUCCUUCCUAAAAUUGUAUCAUAUUAUAAAAAGACAGGAUCUAAAGAUUUUGAACCUGUCUUUCAAGAACAUAUCCGAAUGUUUGAUGGCGAUUUGCUGCAGGUACAAAAGGAAAAGGCUAAAAAUAAAGAAAUGCUGACUAAAGUAACGCUAUCCUCACCAGAACAGGUUCAAAUCUCCAGAAAUGAUCCACGUACUCUUUACUUGGAAGAACUUAAACAUUCAUCCAAUGUGUUGAGUGAGUUAAAAGAAAAUAUCAUUUCCGGCAAACAAUUUUAUCAGGAUUUAAUUACGGCAUUAGAAUCCAAACUGAAAGAAAUCGAAGAUUACGUAAAUGAACGUAAGCUGCAAAGAACUGAACUAAAUGAUACCCUACUAUGUGACACUAAUGAGAGUUGA